UCAAGACACACACGCACAUUUCACACAUUCUCUGAAGUGAUCUGUUCAAAACGCUAUUCACUAUGUGAGUUCAUCACUUUAUUUGGUUCAUCGGUGAAAAUAUAUCAGAUCGUUUCAUUUUACAAAAUCUCGUAAUUCAUAUUGAUAUCUCAGAAGAAUUUUGCACUGGUAGUGAGUGAAUAUCCAAUUUGUGCAGUUUUUAAUGCAACAUUCAAUAUGAGCUUUAAACAGAUUAUUAACUUCAUAAGCUUGUUAUUAAUUGCAGAGAUUCUUAUUGUUUGCAACACACUUCUCGUUUUUUGUUUCUAUGACAAAGCCUGCUUUCGAGCAAUAGCCGCUGCAUAUUGGGUUUGUGGAAUUGUGCUCUACGUUAUUCUGAGAAGAAACGAAUACUUACAGUCAUUUUAUCCGUCCAACAUCGCUUUGAUAUGGAUAUCUCUUUUAUAUCUGAUAUUGGAUGCUGCCUUUCUAUUCUGGGAUUGUGCAAGUCUAAAUAUGCUCAUUGCUAUUGGCGUGGCAUUGUUGAUUUCUCUCGGCGUGGUAUUUUUUUUCUUCAGAAUGCGGGAUUUUUCGGGGAGAGGAAUCCUCAUUUCCACUUCCAUAGCAGCAAUACUGACAUUAAUUGGAGUAACUUUUAUAUUUUUUUCCAAAGGGAAUCAAGGUUUGCAGAUUACGGGCGGUAUUUUUCUUAGUGUCGCUGCAGUCGUAGUAAUUUUCACUAUCUCUUGUGGUUUGCAAAGACGCCUCAAACAGGCUGCCAAUUGGUUCUUUCUGCUUCUCGAAUUGCUCAAACUUUCCAUGCCUAUCAUCGCACUGUAUCUUGCCUUAUGUGUGACUUUAGUUAUCAAAGAGGUGAACACGGGCCGUAAACGUAAUUGUGCAUGUUAAUGUGGAAUUCAGUGUAAUGAAUACAUGAAUAGUGAACUUCUUUAAAUGUCGUCAAUCUGAUAACUGAUAAACAGCCUAGUUGUUUCUAAAUUUUCCAGUUUGUUAUCGUUGCUUCAUUGAGUUUCAAGUGUCAUUCUCAUUUAGAAAGUGAACAAACAAUUU
Trichobilharzia regenti is the source of this 1050-nucleotide messenger RNA. Lineage: Eukaryota; Metazoa; Platyhelminthes; Trematoda; Strigeidida; Schistosomatidae. The record is from the annotation of a GenBank genome assembly.